Molecule: messenger RNA, 1934 nt
Organism: Rosa chinensis
Lineage: Eukaryota; Viridiplantae; Streptophyta; Magnoliopsida; Rosales; Rosaceae
Product: ATP-dependent RNA helicase DBP3
Exons: 7
Coding region: 96-1778 (560 amino acids)
Biological process (GO): P-body assembly; cytoplasmic stress granule assembly
Cellular component (GO): P-body; cytoplasmic stress granule
Molecular function (GO): mRNA binding; ATP binding
Source: RefSeq, a predicted model, not a curated record
AACUACCCUCGCCUCUGAAAGCACAAACUAUAAACCGCCGACCUCUCCCAAGCAGUGAAGAAGAAGAAGAAGAAGCCGAGUCUGCGCGCGUUUCAAUGGCGAAAGGUGACGACGCAGUGAGGAAGAAGCUAAACAAGGCCAACAGGAAAAAGCUACGCAAGGAUGACCGUUCUUCCUCCUCCGUUACCGCUCGCGUCGCCUCCAUUAUCGCAGCCAAAAAGCGCCGCCAGUCAGGCAAACGCCGCAAAUGCCAGGGUAUGUGCUUUAGCCUUCCUACGCUAGAGGAUCCCUUCAAUGACAGGAAUGGUAGAAAGGAUUUUGAGAAAGAAACCAAGAAAGUCAUGCUUCCACAUAGGGAUGAGAGUGAGUUUCUCAGGGAAAAAUGUAAAGAAAUCAUUAGAAAGAAUGAAAAGGCAAAGAAUCCCGGGCUGAAGAAUAUGAAGGUCACGAGUUUGAAGAAUGAGCAGAAGAAAUCACUCCCAUUCACGUCUAUUGAUAGCGCGGUGCAGAGAAGCAGAAUUGACUCGGUAAGGACAAAGACUCAGCUGAGUGGGAAACAGGAAGAGGCCUGCGAAAACUCAGAUUGUCCGUCCAAGUAUCUGAUUCGGUGUUUGAAUGAAAUUGAGAAUUCACUGCGUUGUGAUGGUACCUACAGUAAUGAGGAGGACAAGCCAUUAUUUGUUAGUACCUGGGGAGUUGAGUUUUGGAAAUGUUAUUCAGCUGGAAAGGAUGUAUUAGAGACAAGUGGAACUUCUUCGACAAUAGAGCAAAUUGCUUGGAUUGUUUCCAGUGCUGCUGAUUCAAUUUCUAGAAAGGAUGAAGAAGGUCCAUCAGCUGCCAGUCCAUUUCUUUUGUUCCUUGUUGCAUCUCAGGAGAAAGCUGCCAAGGUGCGUUCAGUGUGCAAACCUUUGAAGGUUCUUGGAAUACAUACAGUGAGUAUACACCCUGGUGCUUCCUUAGAUCACCAGAUUCAAGGUCUGAAGAGUUCGGAGCCUGAGUUUAUGAUCUCAACACCUGAGAGACUCUUGGAGCUUCUUUCCUUGAAGGCCAUUGAUCUAUCAGGGAUUUCUUGGCUGAUCGUUGAUGGACUGGAGUCUUUUCAUAAACAUGGUUAUCUUGAUAAAGUAAAUUCCAUCCGAAAUUAUAUAUCCAGAACAACCCGUGCAGUUGUUUUUGACGAUUGUUUUAGACGUGCCUGUGUACCAGUGGUGCAAACUCUUCUGAUGGGAUCAGUCCAUAGAUUAUCUCUGAAUGAUUCCGUCACCAGUCAAAGUGCAUGCAUCAUUCAGUCAGUAAACAUGUCUUCACUGAAAGAAAAACUAUCAAAGGCAGUCCAAAUUCUGGGUCAACCUUUUGCUCAGGCUUCAAAGGUGCUAUAUGUAGUAGGGAAAGAUAGCCAGAAUCAUAAACUAGUUGCUGCGCUAAAACUCAAGGGUCAUUCCAUCUCAUUUGUCUCGGCCUGUUCAGAAGUUGGGAACAGUAUGGAGUUGAAGGGCAAGAUGAAGCCUGCAGUGUCCAUGAUUGAUGCAGAUCAAAUUCAUACCAGCGAGUUGGGUGAAUAUGAAUGUGUAGUUAUAUACGAUUGUACUCUAUCCAUUGAAAGUUAUGUUCGAAUCCUCACAAACAUGGCCCGUUACACUGUGAAUGGUGUAUUGCAUACCUUUUUUACCACAGAAGAUGCAAAACUUGCCGGACCAUUGAUCAAGAUCCUUGAGCAAUGUGGGCAGUCGGUGCCUGAAGCGCUACGAAAAAUGUCUGUUUCAUCAGCCAUAUUGUAACAUUGAAGUAGUUUUCUCAUUUUUGACAUGCCAAUUUUCUCAAUGAGGUUAAUGUACAACCGUCUCAUCUUAUUACCAUUUUCGAAUGUUGUAAGAUUUUGUAUACGUUAUCAUUUUUAUGAAUAUUUGAAAAGAAUUCAGAUGGUUCAUAAAGUA